CUUUCACGUCUUCUCGUAUGUUCUAAUGAACGAGUUUAUUUAUUUAGUUGGCGUAUUAACCUUUCAUUGAUCAGUGCACCAAGACAAUCUCGAUAGUGAGCAGUUCCUGCUAGAAAAUAGUUGUUUUCAGUGCCAUAAUGCAUAAGCUACUUACGGAAGAUCAAAAGGCAAAACCAACUACGAUGAAGCGCAAGAACCGUUAGACCCCUUCGACGCCUUUUUGGAAGCUAUAUAACGCGUAGCUCCUCAACCACUUGUUCAUUGGCCGCGCGAUCGACGCUUCAACAUCCCGGAAUCCCGAACUUCGACGCUUCCCUUAAGGAUUGCAACUCAAUUCCCUAACAUGACUAUCGCUGGUGCUUUCAAUAUCCAAACUUUCUUUUCCGUAAGUGUGUUUGCGUUGAUUGUCAGCGCGCGGCCAGAUGGUUGGAUGGGAAUUAACCCUUUAAGAUCUGCAAUUAGGGACAGUCAACAACCGUCGCCGGACUUCCAUUUAAGCCAGGAAAUUGGAGAGCUCUUACUCUCUCCACCUAUAAGACCAAAAAGAGAUUAUGAGCAUCAUAUCGAAGAGUGCGUUCAUAUGAUAUCAGAAGAAGGCGUUUUCUAUCAUAAAGCGAAAACGACUCCAGACGGGUUAGCCUGUGGUAUUUACAUAUUUGGAGCCUCCAACCAAAAAGUGGAAAUACAUUUCAACUAUCUUAAUGUCCCUUGUGAAAAUGGAGGACUUAUUGCGGUCGUCGAUGGAUGGGAACUAAAUGGUGAACUUUUUCCCAGUCCAGAAGAUCACUCUAAAUCACUUAAAUCAAGAUUUAGCGAGUUCUGUGGGCAACGGAAAAUAAAGCAAACUUUUAUUAGUUCACAGAAUGUGGCAUUAAUACAAUAUCGUAUGCCAGCACGAGGAACGAGCUUCAGUUUUUCUGUCCGGUACAUCAAAAAUUUGAAUCCCUGCAACAUUCUGUUACAACUAGAUGAAACUUAUACCAUUCGAAAUUACGAUAGAAGAUCGAAUUGCAGUAUUAGUUCCUUGUUUCCAGCGGGUGUUAAGAUAUUGGAUAUCAAUGUAGGAAUUACACCCACUCGUGAAAGAGGCACACAGUUUGAAUUGGGCACUUUACACAAGGUUCGGUCUGAGUGUCAAAAGCGGGGACUGGAUGAUUAUGUGCAAAUAGGUGGAUCUCUUGGACUAGACAAUGGCAAUAUGAAACUUGCAGAUUCCGUAUGUGGUUUAAAUUCCCAACCAGCCAGAAGCGCGGAGUAUAUCGGAUGUGAGACGACAACUGUACGCUUAGUAUCAAGUGGGGCUUUUGACAACUCAGUAACAGUUUCUUUUACAAGGUUGACUGAAAACGAUAUUGACAUGUAUAUGAGCGUCAUUUGUAUUCCCGAAGAUCUGCCAACUGAAAGGAAAUAAGCAACAUUCUCAAAGACGAAACCAUGAAGACUAAAAAAAAAUAAUUUCAAAGAAUACAGUAUGUAGAUGAUAAUUUAUUUAUUUUGAACAGAAGAACGGUACGAAUUUUUGUUUUAAAUCUUUGAUUGCUUCACAUAAUGCAUAUAAACAGUAUAGAGUCAAAUGCCAGGUUAACUUCUGUAAUAUUUUAAAAUUGUUUGCUGUGGAAAUGGUUUGUUUAGCCGUGUAUAAUAAAACAUUUUCCUUAUUGCCACCUACACAUGAUUUUCAAGAUUGCUUAAAUUUGGUAUAAUAAUAGUUUAUCAUUUUUAUUAUCUUGUUUUGCGUUGAUUACUUACUUUUUUAUAAUUAUUAAAUCCAUAAAUGUAACUUGUACCAAUAGAUAGUGCAUGUACAAAUUAAUGCAAUUAUCAGUGAAAAUAAAUAUCAACCAGAAAA
Messenger RNA from Dendroctonus ponderosae (mountain pine beetle), 1849 nucleotides. RefSeq names its product corticotropin-releasing factor-binding protein. Lineage: Eukaryota; Metazoa; Arthropoda; Insecta; Coleoptera; Curculionidae. The record is from RefSeq and is a predicted model, not a curated record. The transcript is spliced from 9 exons. Gene Ontology annotation, biological process: hormone-mediated signaling pathway; negative regulation of corticotropin-releasing hormone receptor activity; negative regulation of corticotropin secretion. Bases 344 to 1411 code for a protein of 355 amino acids. Gene Ontology annotation, molecular function: corticotropin-releasing hormone binding.